AGGCGUUUGCGUGCACGGAGGUUGGAGGGGGGAGAGAGAGACUCGGAAGAAUUUCACUUCGGCUUCGCUUUUCAUCCACGUUUGGUGGGCUGGGGUGGGGAUGGCGAGCGCGGGAAAAGAGAAGAGGCAAGAAAGGGGUGACUACUUGCCCCAAGGUGCUUGGGAAUGGGGGGGGGGAAUCCGCGUAUUGGUCGGCGCGGGAGCCACUCCUCGUCCCGAGCGUUUCAUUGAUUACCUUCGCUUCGCUCCCCACGUUUAUACCCAAGUGAACAAUGUUGGAGGAGGAGGCGGCGGCGGCCAAGGGCGCCUGUUGCGUCGAUUAUUCCCGGCAGCCCGACCUGCCCGGGAAAAGACCCGGACGUGCCCUAAAGCUGCCUGGCUUGAGAGCGGCCGUUCCCUGCGCCGUAGCACGUCCCCCGUCCUUCCAAAGCCGGGUUGGGGCUGGCUCGCUUGCGCGUUCCCUCGGUCCGUUCCCCCCACCCCACCCCCGGUGCCUCUCCUUCCCCUUCUCUUGGCCAGUAUAUUUUUAGGUCAUUCGAGUGGAGGGGUAGGUAAUCCCCGGGCUCAGGUUCCAAAGGAGGCGGGUUCCGGCCGGAGGUGGAGUCACUUUUUCAUUUAAAUCCCCGACUAUAAAAUGGGUUUAAGGAGAAGCGGGAUCUCAUCAGCUGAGGCGCCCAGAGGAGCGGUGGGAGUGAGCGGCGGCGGGGGAGGCUCGGGACCACAGCGUGGGUGCCCAGCGGAGCUGCCACUCCUGCCGCGGCGAUGCUACACUCCGUGGGCGCCCAAACCUUGCAAGCGCUCAGCCAGGUGGCCGCCGCCGUGCUCCUCCUGCCCCGCUUUCUCCUGACCGCUGUGAUGCUCUGGCUCCUGGAUUUUCUCUGCAUCCGAAAGAAACUCUUGCUGACCGCCGCGGCGGCGACACCUAGUGAGGAGCAAGAGUUGGCGGCAGAGGACGGCGACUCGAGCGACAGGACCUGCCCGCCGGACGACCCUCCGCUCUGCGUCUCCGACUCGAACCGCAUGUUCACCUUGGAGUCGCUGAAAGCCGUGUGGCACGGGCAGAAACUGGACUUUUUCAAGGCGGCGCACGUCGGCGCGACGGCGCCUAACCCGGAGGUCGUCCAGCUGGACGGGCGCACGCGGCUGCGCAUCCUGGACUACGCCCGGGGCAAGAGGCCGCUGAUCCUCAACUUCGGCAGCUGCACCUGACCGCCCUUCAUGGCGCGCCUGCGCGCCUUCGAGCGCCUGGCCACGCGCUUCGUGGACAUCGCCGACUUCUUGCUGGUCUACAUCGAGGAGGCUCACCCUUCCGACGGCUGGGUCAGCUCGGACGCCGCCUACGACAUCCCCAAGCACCAGUGCUUGCAGGACCGGCUGCGAGCCGCUCAGCUGAUGAAGGAAGGCGCGCCUGGCUGCCCGCUGGCCGUGGACACCAUGGACAACGCCUCGAGCGCCGCCUACGGGGCGUACUUCGAGCGCAUCUACAUUAUCCAGGAGCGGAAGGUCAUGUACCAGGGCGGCCGGGGCCCCGAAGGCUACAAGAUCUCCGAACUCAGGCGCUGGCUCGACCAGUACAAGAGCAGCCUCCGGGCCGGGCCCAGCACCGUCGUCGUCCAGGUGUAAGAAAGACUCCCCGGCGGAGGGAAAAGUGAACGGGAAGGAAAGCGGCAGCUCGAACUGCUUCGCUCUCCUUUCCCGCCCCUUUCCGUAACUCCCGAGAGGCUCUGUGGCCCAAAGCAACACAAGGAUUCCUUCCCUAUGAAGAAGCAUCCCCAAGAUUUUGUUAGACAAAUUAGACUUACAAUAUGUAUUUUCAGUACAACAUAAUGUUGGAAAGAAAUCAUGAAAAUCACGAAUAAUCCAUCAGCAAGCAGGAUAACUUUCCGAAAACCACAGAGUGAGAGGAAUUAGAUAUGGCAGAAGAAGACAACAAAAGAAAUGUAGAGCCUGAAAAUAAGCCAGAUCAAGCCAUUGACUGCAGAGGAGGGGUGAAAAAAUCCAGAAUGCAUUUCUAUGGAAGAAUUUCUAUGAAGAAUGUCAAUGAUCCAGGUCAUGGUUGUCCCAAAGGUGCUUUUCCAAGAGGCAACUGGACUUGGGUUUUUCUCCCCUUCAAAAUGUUUUGCUUCUCAUCCAAGAAGCUUCCUUAGUUCAUUGUUCAGAACCGAAAAAGCGUCUUGGAUGAGAAGUGAAACAUUUUCAAGGGAAAAAACCCCAGUCCAAUUGCCUUUUGGAAAAGCACCUUUGGGACAUUUCUAUGGGAGACACAGUUGAGCAGCAGUUGGGAAUGUUCCAUUUUAAACACUCUGGUCAUCUGACUCCAAGUAAUGCACACAUCUUUGGCAUUUGUAAUGUGUGCAUACAUAAACACCUAUGCAACGCAAGGCAAUUAUACGGUACAAACUAAUAUAUGUCAUAUUUAUUUCAUAUUUAUUCAUUGCACAAAAUUUUUUUAAAAUGAUACUUCCUAUGGUAACUGCUGGUAAAGGGGGUUGCACGUUUCAGCUACAUUGUUUGCUGUUUGUUUUGUUUCUGCAUUUUUUUUCAUAUAUAUAUUAAAGCU
Molecule: messenger RNA, 2560 nt
Organism: Ahaetulla prasina
Lineage: Eukaryota; Metazoa; Chordata; Lepidosauria; Squamata; Colubridae
Gene: DIO3
Product: iodothyronine deiodinase 3
Exons: 4
Molecular function (GO): thyroxine 5'-deiodinase activity
Source: RefSeq, a predicted model, not a curated record